AUGAGAAAGGCAUUCGCCCUCGCCGCGAGGUCCUCUCGCCGGCCCACAGCGGCCAGGAACCUCCUCGCCAGAUCCUCCCCCGCCACCACAUCACAGCAGCAGCAGCAGCAGAUCCGCCACGCCUCCGCAGCGACCUCGAAACACCCGCAGGGCUUCGAGCCGCCCACGGCAUCCGACCUGGCCGAGCUGCGCGAGCGCGUGCAGGAAUUCACCCGCCGCGAGAUCACCGAGGAGGUCGCCGCUAGCACGGACAAGACCAACGCCUUCCCUAACGACAUGUGGCCGAAGCUCGGCGAGGCCGGGUUCCUGGGCAUGACGGCGGACGAGGACGUGGGCGGCCUGGCGAUGGGCUACCAGGCGCACUGCGUCGUCAUGGAGGAGAUUUCCCGCGCCAGCGGCAGCAUCGGCCUCAGCUACGCCGCCCACUCGCAGCUCUGCGUCAACCAGCUCCAGCUCAACGGCAGCGCCGAGCAAAAGGCAAAGUACCUGCCCGGGCUCAUCGCGGGGACCUCGGUCGGCGCCCUGGCAAUGUCCGAGUCGGGCGCGGGCAGCGACGUCGUCAGCAUGCGCACGACCGCCAAAAAGGUCGACGGCGGCUACCUGCUCGACGGCACAAAGAUGUGGAUCACCAACGGGCCCGACGCGGACGUCGUCGUCGUCUACGCAAAGACGGAGCCCGACAAGGCCUCCAAGGGCAUCACGGCGUUCAUCGUCGAGACAAAGUCCGACGGCUUCAGCUGCGCCCGCAAGCUCGACAAGAUGGGCAUGCGCGGCAGCAAUACGGGCGAGCUCGUCUUCGAGUCCCUGUUCGUCCCCGAGGAGAACGUCCUGGGCAAGGUCAACGCCGGCGUGCGCGUCCUCAUGGAGGGUCUUGACCUCGAGCGGCUCGUCCUGAGCGCGGGCCCGCUGGGCAUCAUGCAGGCCUCACUGGACCUCGCCCUGCCCUUUACGCACCAGCGCAAGCAGUUCGGCCAGCCCAUCGCGCACAACCAGCUCAUCCAGGGCAAACUUGCAGACAUGUACACCAAGCUCCAGGCGUCGCGGGCCUAUACGUACAACACGGCUAGGGCCGUCGACGAGGAGGGCACCAUCCGCACGCAGGACUGCGCCGGUGCCAUCCUGUACGCCGCCGAGAGGGCCACAGAGUGCGCCCUCGACAGCAUACAGCUGCUCGGCGGCAUGGGUUAUGUCGAGGAGAUGCCCGCGUCGAGGUUGCUGAGAGAUGCCAAGUUGUACGAAAUUGGUGCCGGAACGUCCGAGGUUAGGAGGAUGGUUAUUGGGAGAGCAUUCAACAAGGAAUAUGCCCGUCUCGGAGCGUAG
Microdochium trichocladiopsis is the source of this 1320-nucleotide messenger RNA. RefSeq names its product isovaleryl-CoA dehydrogenase. Gene Ontology annotation, molecular function: flavin adenine dinucleotide binding; 3-methylbutanoyl-CoA dehydrogenase activity. Gene Ontology annotation, biological process: L-leucine catabolic process. The transcript has 2 exons. The record is from RefSeq and is a predicted model, not a curated record. Lineage: Eukaryota; Fungi; Ascomycota; Sordariomycetes; Xylariales; Microdochiaceae. Bases 1 to 1320 code for a protein of 439 amino acids.